AUGCCGCCCGGCAAGGUCCUGCAGCCGGUCCUGAAGAUGAAGGUGGACGAGCUGUUCCUGUACUGGCUCAGCGAGGCCAGCACGCAGCGGAUGCUGCAGGACUGCCUGCGCCGGAUCAAGGCGCCCGGGCGGGACCAGCCGGCCGCGGGGGAGGGGGAGCUGCCCGGGGUCUGGCCUGCAGCCACGCUCGCCGCCCCCAGGCCCAGCGGCCUCGACCCCCCGGGAACCACCGGGCCGGGCCCUGCGCUGCCCCUGGGCGCCGCCUCCAGCCCCAGGAACGCGCCCCACGCUCGAGGCACCCGUAGAUCCGCAGGGACGAGAGUAGUUCAGACGCGGAAAGAAGAGCCUCUGCCCCCGGCCACAAGCCAAAGCAUUCCGACCUUCUACUUCCCCAGAGGACGCCCGCAGGACUCCGUCAACGUGGAUGCCGUCAUCAGCAAGAUCGAGAGCACUUUCGCCCAGUUCCCCCACGAGAGGGCCACCAUGGAUGACAUGGGUCUGGUGGCCAAGGCCUGCGGCUGCCCCCUCUACUGGAAGGCGCCGCUCUUCUAUGGCGCCGGCGGGGAGCGCACGGGCUCCGUGUCCGUCCACAAGUUCGUCGCCAUGUGGAGAAAAAUCCUCCAGAACUGCCACGACGACGCGGCCAAGUUCGUCCAUCUGCUCAUGAGCCCCGGCUGCAACUACCUGGUGCAGGAGGACUUUGUCCCCUUCUUACAGGACGUGGUGAACACGCACCCGGGGUUGUCGUUCCUGAAGGAGGCGUCCGAGUUCCACUCGCGCUACAUCACCACGGUCAUCCAGCGGAUCUUCUACGCCGUGAACCGGUCCUGGUCCGGCAGGAUCACCUGCGCCGAGCUGCGGAGGAGUUCCUUCCUGCAGAAUGUGGCGCUGCUGGAAGAGGAGGCGGACAUCAACCAACUGACCGAAUUCUUCUCCUACGAGCACUUCUACGUCAUCUACUGCAAGUUCUGGGAGCUGGACACGGACCACGACCUGCUCAUCGACGCGGACGACCUGGCGCGGCACAAUGACCACGCCAUUUCCACCAAGAUGAUCGACAGGAUCUUCUCAGGAGCGGUCACACGAGGCAGAAAAGUGCAGAAGGAAGGGAAGAUCAGUUACGCCGACUUUGUCUGGUUUUUGAUCUCUGAGGAAGACAAAAAAACACUGACCAGCAUCGAGUACUGGUUCCGCUGCAUGGACCUGGACGGGGACGGCGCCCUGUCCAUGUUCGAGCUCGAGUACUUCUACGAGGAGCAGUGCCGAAGGCUGGACAGCAUGGCCAUCGAGGCCCUGCCCUUCCAGGACUGCCUCUGCCAGAUGCUGGACCUGGUCAAGCCGAGGACUGAAGGGAAGAUCACGCUGCAGGACCUGAAGCGCUGCAAGCUGGCCAACGUCUUCUUCGACACCUUCUUCAACAUCGAGAAGUACCUCGACCACGAGCAGAAAGAGCAGAUCUCCGUGCUCAGGGACAGUGACAGCAGCGGCCCCGAGCUCUCCGACUGGGAGAAGUACGCGGCUGAGGAGUACGACAUCCUGGUGGCCGAGGAGAUCACGGGAGAGCCCUGGGAGGACGGGUUCGAGGCCGAGCUCAGCCCUGUGGAGCAGAAGCUGAGUGCGCUGCGGUCCCCGCUGGCCCAGAGGCCCUUCUUCGAGGCGCCCUCGCCCCUGGGCGCCGUGGACCUGUACGAGUACGCGUGCGGGGACGAGGACGUGGAGCCGCUGUGACGCCACCCGCGAGAACGCCGCCGCGGGGCCGCUCCCCACGUGCCACGGCCACCACCGGGACACCGCGGCUUGUGUAAAAACUGUUGUCUUUUGUGGAAAAUGAGUGCGUUUGUAUGGAAUGAUAAAUUUUUAUUUAUUCACAGAA
This is a messenger RNA of Symphalangus syndactylus (siamang), 1873 nucleotides long. Its product is annotated as serine/threonine-protein phosphatase 2A regulatory subunit B'' subunit beta. Lineage: Eukaryota; Metazoa; Chordata; Mammalia; Primates; Hylobatidae. Gene Ontology annotation, biological process: protein dephosphorylation. Gene Ontology annotation, molecular function: calcium ion binding; protein phosphatase regulator activity. Gene Ontology annotation, cellular component: protein phosphatase type 2A complex. The record is from RefSeq and is a predicted model, not a curated record.